Messenger RNA from Monopterus albus (swamp eel), 1554 nucleotides. RefSeq names its product HAUS augmin-like complex subunit 7. Gene Ontology annotation, biological process: spindle assembly; microtubule organizing center organization. Lineage: Eukaryota; Metazoa; Chordata; Actinopteri; Synbranchiformes; Synbranchidae. The transcript is spliced from 9 exons. Gene Ontology annotation, cellular component: HAUS complex. Bases 231 to 1220 code for a protein of 329 amino acids. Gene Ontology annotation, molecular function: microtubule minus-end binding. The record is from RefSeq and is a predicted model, not a curated record.
UUAACCUCUUGUACUCUGAAGAUGGAUGAUUAUUGCUGUCACUUAGGCGAAUAAUUAAGACUCGGGGCUGAUAGUAAAAAUUACAGUUACACUUGGUGGCACUAAUGCUCCGCCCGGUUGCAGUUCGUUAGUAAGCGAAGAAGAAUGAAAAGCAUCAGAACUGUUUGGCAACAGCCAUUAAACAACAGAAGAAGAACACGCUUUACGAAGGACAGUGGUUUGUUUGGAAAAUGGCGGGUGCUUUGAAAGAAAGGGAAUUUGCACGAUGUAUUUAUGAUUCUUUGCAGGCUGCAUCCUGCCCCUUGGUGGAAGGUCUGUACCUGCAGGAAGCAGACAGCAUGCUGCAGCUGCUGUGUGUUCCCUCCCAGCACCGCACCGACAUACUGGCAUGGAUCUGCAGCAGUAUCAGUCCAAAUUUUGCCAAUUCCAAGGUGAUGACAAUGGGAUCUAAAGACCCAGAUGUCUUGACUAAAGAAAUGGCUGUGUUUGGGCAGAAGCUGAUGCUGUGCAAAGCAGGUGACCUCGACCUGAUCAGGGGUGAUGCAAGUCAUCGUCGACAACUUCUGUUCCUGGAGCAGCUUUUAACUCUAGUCCCAGGCUGCAAGAAAUCUGCUGGGCACAGAGUGGAUAAAGAGAUGCUUCUGAACGAGCUCUAUGCUGCUGAGAAUCUGCCUCACCUCACACAAAUGCUCAAACCCACCCUCGAGCCCUGGCCUGCACACAUCAAGGCAUUAUGCAAAGGCACCAAGUCAUCUCAUAAGCAGGGUAGAGAAGAGGGUGCUGAUGUUGCCGCCCUUCUACAGUUGACUCAGUCAGCACUGGAGCAGCUACUGUCAGAGUCUCCUCAGUGUGAGUUCCUGAGCGAUGAGGCACAGAGUCCUGGAGUCUUCUCUCCAAGCUCACUGCGUGUGGCAGCAUGUGAUCUUCAACAGCUGAUGGCUACUUUCAGCCAUGUUUAUGAAACAGACUUGAGAGUUUACUGCAGCAGAGAUCCUCCCAGCUUCAGCACAGAGACUGACAUCUUCCAGAGAGUACACCAACUACUGCUGGCCUGCAACACGGAAUUGGAAAUGCUAAAUGAACUAUCAGAAUAUGAGGAAGUAAAUCAUCUGCUAACCCGACCUAUCUACUGGAGCAGAGGAGAGAAGUGCACAUUACCUGACCAUCUGGAAGAACUUACCAGGCGAAGCAGAGAGUUUCUCUCCCUGCUUCACACCUGAUGCUGUACAUUACACUGCACAAUGCAAGGCACUGGCCAAGAACGUCAAACCAUCAGUGUGGAUGCUGAUUGACCUCUGUGAGCAAAGCACUCAAAAUAAUGCAGUACUAAUGGGAGGGGAGCCUGAUCUGUAAUACUGUUAAAACUAUGACUUUAAAUACAAUUGUGACCAACGACAAGUGUGAUUUCACUGACAUUACCCAGUGAGUGCCACGGUUGCUCAGACAAUUCAGCAGAGCUGCACUCAUCUUCCUCUGCACGUAGAGUCCAUGCUAUUUAAUGUUAGUAUGACUGGCAUGUAUAUUGUAUUACUGAAUAAAUUCAAAUGUUUUUAA